This is a messenger RNA of Durio zibethinus, 1384 nucleotides long. Its product is annotated as 2-alkenal reductase (NADP(+)-dependent)-like. Gene Ontology annotation, molecular function: 2-alkenal reductase [NAD(P)H] activity. The record is from RefSeq and is a predicted model, not a curated record. NCBI's taxonomy places the organism in Eukaryota, Viridiplantae, Streptophyta, Magnoliopsida, Malvales, Malvaceae.
AUCGGAGACAAGAGGGAUACAAUGAGAAAAAGUGAGAAGACGGCGGAGAUUGCGGAGAGCAAAGAAUGGUACCUAGCAGGGUAUGCAGCCCAAGGCGUUCCAACCUCCGAGCAUCUGAAGCUCCGCAGUGUCCCGCUAUCCCUUACCCUUGAUUCCAUACCGGACGCCCAUGUUGCCAUUGAACUCCUCUUCGUCUCUAUUGAUCCUUAUCUUCGUACCCGAAUGAGCGGCCACGACGAUGGUUUAUAUUUUCCGCAGUUCAGCCUUAACCAGGUGAUAACUGCUUUUGGAAUUGGAAGAGUAAUCAGAUCCAAGGAUAAUAAGUACGAUGAGGGUGAUAUUGUGCUGAAUGCUUUCUUCCCUGUAGCCGAAUACUGUGUGGUGCCUUCUGAUGUCCUGAUAAGGAAGAUUGAUCCAGCUGCUGGGAUUCCCUUGCCAGAAUAUCUCAGUUGUUUUGGGGUUCCUGGGUUUGCUGCAUGGGUGGGGAUACAAGUGCUGGGAGACCUAAAGCCAGGCUCAAACGUCUUCAUAUCAGCGGCGGCAGGUGGUGUAGGAAUGUUUGCGGGACAAUUGGCUAAGCUCAAGGGUUGUAGAGUCAUUGGAAGCACCGGAUCUGAUGCCAAGGUAAGGCUCUUAAAGGAGGAAUUCGGGUAUGACGACGCAUUCAACUACAACAAAGAAACUAAUUUUGAUGCUGCUUUGAGCAAGUACUUCCCUGAUGGUAUUGACUUUUACCUUGACAAUGUUGGUGGUAAGAUGCUUGAGGCUGUCCUCAACCACGUUAACCUUCAUGCAAGGAUUCCAGUUUGCGGAAUGAUUUCUCAGUAUAACCAGACUUGGACUGAGAGAGAGGGUGUCAGAAAUGUGCUAAAUAUUGUGGGUAAGGAGGUAAGAAUGGAGGGGUAUUUGGUGGGUUCCUAUUUGGACAAAUUUGCAGAUUUUGCUACGGAGAUGGAGAGCUAUAUAAAACAAGGCAAAAUAAGUUCCAAGCUCAAAAUCUAUCGAGGAAUUGAAAGCUUUGCGGAUAGUAUAGGAUCCCUUUUCUCAAGCUCUAAUAUCGGGAAAGUCAUAAUUGAAGUUCGGCCCUAGCCAGAUAUAUAGUACCAAAUAUGACCGUCAUCAAUUGUUUGUUAACGGAGGAGCAGAGAUCCUAGCUAGCUAGCUAGCUAGCUAAUUGGGUUUGAGCUGUGAUGGCUCAUCCUUUACCGAUAAAAGAUGGCAGUCAUUACUUUAUUAUUGUUAUCAAUGUAAUAACUAAGAACAAUGAUUAAAAUAAGAUUGUUGUAAGCAAUAAUAACUACGUGUUGUUGACAUCUAUUGCAAAACUAGAAAAAUAUUCAUAUUUGAUGUACUAAUGUUUAAGGUUUAAAAUUUAUUUUUUUAA